CUGAAAUUAAUAAAAACACAUUAAAUUCAUCUGCACUACAAAAUUGAUUUGCCAGUAUGUAGAUUAUAUCCAUAGCUUUGGGGAAAUGCUUACAAUCAUGCAAGAUAAUAAACUUCCUAUAACAUCCAGUCUGAAACUCUAGCCAAUACAAUUUCCUUUGGAAUAUCAGGUUUAGAAAGGACCUCAGAGGUGAACUGAUUAGAUGAAAUCCUUGAGUAAAAGACUCGAGUGAACAGAGGAAAAAUUGAGCUGCUUUUCAUCUUCCCAUAGCUCUCUGCAGGAUAUUUCAUUUCCUCAGUUAGAAAAUAAAGAUAUUCGUACAAAAUUUAAAAGUAAAUUUUUAUACAUACUUCCAUAAAAAGCACACAAUUGGGGAAUCAUUAUUUGAAUUAUUUUCAGAAACAGCUGCAUGAUAACAACAAAAAUGGGAUUACACUUAGUUUGGCCAGUAUUUACCUAGAACAUUUCUACCUGUUAGACAGGUAUCUUGACAAAAUACAUAUUUGGGGAUCAUUCAGAAGCUGUUCCUAAAAAACAAUUUUUUUUCAAAAGCCAGGAAGUUUUGUGUUUUUAGAAAUGUAGUAUUCUAUUUUUCAAGCAAAUGAGAACUCUGAGAGUUGUGUGCUCACAACUUUUCUUACGCUUAAAAUACAUGAGUUGUAAUAGGCAAAAUGUUAGUGCAUUUUUGCAUUUAUUGCCAAUAAAAUCUUUUCGGAAGUGAAACAGAGGUGUGUGAUUCUCAUUUGUAGGUCUGACUUAAGAGAAUCCAGCAUAAGUGUCAUUAAUGCCUGGUCAUUUUGACAAAGAGAAGAAACACCUAAGAACCCUCCUAUCCUUCUCCCAGUUCCCUCAUUCAUUCACGAUUCACUAUAAGUAACUAAAAUGCUGUUCUUGGGAGGAUUUAUUUGAAUCAGUCUUUCACACACAAAGGAUGUUGUAGGAGAUAACUCCCCACGUGUUGUUAAAAGCAUCCUGAUGUUGCUGGCAGGAAUAUGGACAUCUGUUUGAGAAAAGAAAAAAGUUUCAUGCAAAUUACACAGUCAAAGAGAAGAGAAGGGAUGUUCAAGUUGAGAAACCAGUGACAUUUCUUGUAACUGUACUAUGAGUCAGCACUUUUUAAUCUUCUUGAUAAUACAUGGAAAUGUAGUGAGGUGACAGGGAGCAGCGUUCAUUUGACGUAUGCAUAUUUUCUCGCGUGUGUGCUUGUGUGUGACUUCAUGGCACCAAUAAUUCUUUUUAAAAUGAGGAUACAGUAAAUUGUAGUCCGUGGAAGGCUGACUGGAACCAACAUACCCGUAGCUUUAGAAAGCAGUUUCCGCCCAACCAAGAGUGCAAGAGCGAUGGAACCCCAUGUUCCUGGAAGUUUGCACAUCAGAGUAAACAAACUUGAAAACCCCUCUUGAUAGCAGAAUUCACCCAGCCUUGUUCCAUUUUCUCUUAACAAAACACACCGCAAACGCUCUCACAAGCUGCUUUGAUGAAGCCACAUGUAUUUCCCCCUUCACAAUUUACAGGAAGUUACUCUUAAAAGAAAGUGAUUCUGGUGUUUACUGCCCGUGUUAAAGGGACAGAGUUCCUUUUUAUCUCUGAUAACGUUUGAGCGAAAUACAGAAUCAAUUUAUAGACUCCCAUAGUAUGUGACUAAGAGCAAAGGAGUAACCUGACGAGCCUUGCCCCACUGCUUGGAGACUAGAGGUUGCAGAUGAGCAGAUCUACUCCAGAGGGGAGCUUCACCACUUCAUCGAUGGCUUUAAGGAGGAGAACAGCAACUGGAUGCGCUACGUGAACCCGGCACACUCCGCCGGGGAGCAGAACCUGGCUGCCUGCCAGAACGGGAUGAACAUCUACUUCUACACCAUUAAGCCCAUUCCUGCCAACCAGGAGCUGCUUGUGUGGUAUUGCCGGGACUUUGCAGAGAGGCUGCACUACCCUUAUCCUGGAGAGCUGACAGUGAUGAAUCUCACACAAGCGCAGAGCCUCCCGAGGCAGCAGAGCACCGAGAGGAACGACCUUUGCUCAAAGAACCCCCCGAAGAGAGAGCACAGCGUGAAAGAAAUCCUGAAGUUGGACUCCCACCCCUCCAAGGGGAAGGACUCGUGCUGUUCGAACAUUUCACCCCUGGCUCCGGAAAGGGACGCGGACGACUUCAGGAAGAACGGGAGCCCCGAAAUGCCCUUCUACCCCCGGGUGGUGUACCCGAUCCGGGCCCCUCUCCCGGAAGACUUUCUGAAAGCUUCCCUGGCCUACGGGAUGGAGAGGCCCACGUACAUCCCUCACUCCCCCAUCCCGUCCUCCACGACGCCCAGCCCCUCCGCCAGGAGCAGCCCCGACCAAAGCCUCAAGAGCUCCAGCCCGCACAGCAGCCCGGGGAACACCGUGUCGCCGCUGGCCCCCGGGCCCCAAGACCACCGGGACUCCUACUCCUACUUGAACCCGCCCUACGGCCCCGAAGGUCUGGGCGCCUACCCUGGAUACGCGCCCCCACACCACCUGCCGCCACCCUUCAUCCCCUCCUACAACGCCCACUACCCCAAGUUCCUCCUGCCGCCCUACGGCAUGAAUUGUAACGGCCUGGGCGGCAUCGGUGGCAUCAGCAACUUCGGCCUCUUCCCCAGGCUGUACCCCGUCUACAGUAACCUCCUGGGCGGGGGCAGCCUGCCUCACCACCCCAUGCUCAACCCGGCCACGCUGCCCAGCUCGCUGCCCUCGGAAGGAGCUCGGCGGCUGCUGCAGCCGGAGCACCCCAGAGAGGUGCUGGUCCCCACGCCCCGCAGUGCCUUCUCCCUCACCGGGGCCGCCAGCAUGAAGGACAAGGUGUGCAGCCCCACCAGCGGGUCGCCCACGGCGGGCACGGCCGCCACGGCGGAGCACGUGGUGCAGCCCAAAGCUACCUCAGCAGCGAUGGCGGCAGCCCCCAGCAGCGAGGAGGCCAUGAAUCUCAUAAAAAACAAAAGGAACAUGACUGGCUACAAGACACUCCCCUACCCCCUCAAGAAGCAGAAUGGCAAGAUCAAGUACGAAUGCAACGUUUGCUCCAAGACUUUCGGCCAGCUCUCAAACCUGAAGGUCCACCUCCGAGUGCACAGUGGAGAACGGCCUUUCAAAUGUCAGACUUGCAACAAAGGCUUCACGCAGCUGGCCCACCUGCAGAAACACUACCUGGUCCACACGGGAGAAAAGCCACACGAAUGCCAGGUUUGCCACAAGCGGUUCAGCAGCACCAGCAAUCUCAAGACCCACCUGCGACUCCACUCCGGAGAGAAGCCUUACCAGUGCAAAGUGUGCCCCGCCAAGUUCACCCAGUUUGUGCACCUGAAACUCCACAAGCGCCUACACACCCGGGAGCGGCCCCACAAGUGCGCCCAUUGCCACAAGAGCUACAUCCACCUCUGCAGCCUCAAGGUCCACCUGAAGGGGAACUGCCCUCUGGCCCCGACCACGGGGCUGCCUCUGGAGGACCUGACUCGGAUCAACGAGGAAAUCGAGAAGUUUGACAUCAGCGACAAUGCCGACCAGCUCGAGGACAUGGAGGACAACAUCGAUGUGACCUCCUCUGUGGUGGAGAAGGAAAUCCUGGCCGUGGUCAGGAAAGAGAGGGAGGAAACCAGCCUGAAAGUGUCCUUGCAAAGAAACCUGGGGAAUGGACUCCUCUCAGGGUGUAACCUCUAUGAGUCAUCAGACCUGUCCCUCAUGAAGUUGCCUCCCAGCAACCCACUACCUCUGGGACCUGUCAAGGUCAAGCAAGAAACAGUCGAACCAGUGGAUCCUUAAGAUUUUCAGGAAACAAAAAAAGUGUCUUAUUUUGUUUCUUCACUUACGACUUGGCGAGUCAGGGUGCCUGUAGCAGAUUCCUUGUACAUAGACCCAGGGCCUCAAAGCUCUCACCUGUCUGCAAUUGAAGAAGGAGCUCCAAAGUUACUGAAAUCUCAGGGCAUAAAUGAGCAAAGACAAUAUAUUAUACAUAUUAUAUAUACUUAUUUACACACAUAUAUAUAUAUUUGAACCUGUGUAUUUUGAAUAUUGUGUGAAUAUGUUUGCAUAGCCUUCCCAUUGCUAAGACUAUUGCCUAGCCAUAAUUAUUUUUUCAAUGACAUUAAUCCUUCAUAAUUUAUUAUUACAAUCUACCAUUUAAAAAGCAAUAAUUAAAAAACGUUUACAAUGACUGGAAAAA
Pipistrellus kuhlii (Kuhl's pipistrelle) is the source of this 4171-nucleotide messenger RNA. RefSeq names its product PR/SET domain 1 (gene PRDM1). Gene Ontology annotation, cellular component: nucleus; cytoplasm. Gene Ontology annotation, molecular function: RNA polymerase II cis-regulatory region sequence-specific DNA binding; DNA-binding transcription repressor activity, RNA polymerase II-specific; histone deacetylase binding. The transcript is spliced from 5 exons. Lineage: Eukaryota; Metazoa; Chordata; Mammalia; Chiroptera; Vespertilionidae. The record is from RefSeq and is a predicted model, not a curated record. The coding region runs from base 1774 to 3771 and encodes 665 amino acids. Gene Ontology annotation, biological process: cell fate commitment; regulation of transcription by RNA polymerase II.